AUGGUUGGAGGGCUAGAUGAAGGUGGUGAGAUUGUAGGUGGAGCGUGUGAUGGCGGCGGUGAAGUUUUGGGUGCAGAGGAUGAUGGAGAUGGUGGUGGUGGUUGGUUGUAUGACGGAGGGCUAGAGGAAGGUGGUGAUAUGGUUGGUGGAGGGCUAGAUGAAGGUGGUGAGGUUGUAGGUGGAGAAUAUGAUGGGGGCGGUGAAGUUUUGGGUGGAGAGAAUGAUGGAGAUGGUGGUGGUGGUUGGUUAUAUGAUGGAGGGCUAGAGGACGGUGGUGAGAUGGAUGGGGAAGGGCUAGAGGAAGGGCUAGAGGACGGUGGUGAGAUGGAUGGUGGAGGGCUAGAGGAAGGUGGUGAUGUGGUUGGUGGAGGGCUAGAUGAAGGUGGUGAGAUUGUAGGUGGAGCGUGUGAUGGUGGCGGUGAAGUUUUGGGUGGAGAGGAUGACGGAGAUGGUGGUGGUGGUUGGUUGUAUGAUGGAGGGCUAGAGGACGGUGGUGAGAUGGAUGGUGGAGGGCUAGAGGAAGGUGGUGAUGUAGUUGUUGGAGGGCUAGAUGAAGGUGGUGAGAUUGUAGGUGGAGCGUGUGAUGGUGGCGGUGAAGUUUUGGGUGGAGAGGAUGAUGGAGACGGUGGUGGUGGUUGGUUGUAUGAUGGAGGGCUAGAGGACGGUGGUGAGAUGGAUGGUGGAGGGCUAGAGAAAGGUGGUGAUGUGGUUGGUGGAGGGCUAGAUGAAGGUGGUGAGAUUGUAGGUGGAGCGUGUGAUGGCGGCGGUGAAGUUUUGGGUGGAGAGGAUGAUGGAGACGGUGGUGGUGGUUGGUUGUAUGGCGGAGGGCUAGAGGACGGUGGUGAGAUGGACGGUGGAGGGCUAGAGGAAGGUGGUGAUGUGGUGGGGGGAGGGCUAGAUGAAGGUGGUGAGAUUGUAGGUGGAGCGUGUGAUGGCGGCGGUGAAGUUUUGGGUGGAGAGGAUGAUGGAGACGGUGGUGGGGGUUGGUUGUAUGACGGAGGGCUAGAGGAUGGUGGUGAGAUCGAUGGUGGAGGGCUAGAGAAAGGUGGUGAUGUGGUUGGUGGAGGGCUAGAUGAAGGUGGUGAGAUUGUAGGUGGAGCGUGUGAUGGUGGCGGUGAAGUUUUGGGUGGAGAGGAUGAUGGAGAUGGUGGUGGUGAUUGGUUGUAUGAUGGAGGGCUAGAGGAUGAUGGUGAGAUGGAUGGUGGAGGGCUAGAGGAAGGUGGUGAUGUGGUGGGUGGAGGGCUAGAUGAAGGUGGUGUUGUGGUGGGUGGAGGGCUAGAUGAAGGUGGUGAGAUUGUAGGUGGAGCGUGUGAUGGCGGCGGUGAAGUUUUAGGUGGAGAGGAUGAUGGAGACGGUGGUGGUGGUUGGUUGUAUGACGGAGGGCUAAAGGACGGUGGUGAGAUGGAUGGUGGAGGGCUAGAGGAAGGGGGUGAUGUGGUGGGUGGAGGGUUAGAUGAAGGUGGUGAGAUUGUAGGUGGAGCGUGUGAUGGCGGUGGUGAAGUUUUGGGUGGAGAGGAUGAUGGAGACGGUGGUGGUGGUUGGUUGUAUGACGGAGGGCUAGAGGACGGUGGUGAGAUGGAUGGUGGAGGGCUAGAGGAAGGUGGUGAUGUGGUUGGUGGAGGGCUAGAUGAAGGUGGUGAGAUUGUAGGUGGAGCGUGUGAUGGUGGCGGUGAAGUUUUGGGUGGAGAGGAUGACGGAGAUGGUGGUGGUGGUUGGUUGUAUGAUGGAGGGCUAGAGGACGGUGGUGAGAUGGAUGGUGGAGGGCUAGAGGAAGGUGGUGAUGUAGUUGUUGGAGGGCUAGAUGAAGGUGGUGAGAUUGUAGGUGGAGCGUGUGAUGGUGGCGGUGAAGUUUUGGGUGGAGAGGAUGAUGGAGACGGUGGUGGUGGUUGGUUGUAUGAUGGAGGGCUAGAGGACGGUGGUGAGAUGGAUGGUGGAGGGCUAGAGAAAGGUGGUGAUGUGGUUGGUGGAGGGCUAGAUGAAGGUGGUGAGAUUGUAGGUGGAGCGUGUGAUGGCGGCGGUGAAGUUUUGGGUGGAGAGGAUGAUGGAGACGGUGGUGGUGGUUGGUUGUAUGGCGGAGGGCUAGAGGACGGUGGUGAGAUGGACGGUGGAGGGCUAGAGGAAGGUGGUGAUGUGGUGGGGGGAGGGCUAGAUGAAGGUGGUGAGAUUGUAGGUGGAGCGUGUGAUGGCGGCGGUGAAGUUUUGGGUGGAGAGGAUGAUGGAGACGGUGGUGGGGGUUGGUUGUAUGACGGAGGGCUAGAGGAUGGUGGUGAGAUCGAUGGUGGAGGGCUAGAGGAAGGUGGUGAUGUGGUUGGUGGAGGGCUAGAUGAAGGUGGUGAGAUUGUAGGUGGAGCGUGUGAUGGUGGCGGUGAAGUUUUGGGUGGAGAGGAUGAUGGAGAUGGUGGUGGUGAUUGGUUGUAUGAUGGAGGGCUAGAGGACGAUGGUGAGAUGGAUGGUGGAGGGCUAGAGGAAGGUGGUGAUGUGGUGGGUGGAGGGCUAGAUGAAGGUGGUGUUGUGGUGGGUGGAGGGCUAGAUGAAGGUGGUGAGAUUGUAGGUGGAGCGUGUGAUGGCGGCGGUGAAGUUUUAGGUGGAGAGGAUGAUGGAGACGGUGGUGGUGGUUGGUUGUAUGACGGAGGGCUAAAGGACGGUGGUGAGAUGGAUGGUGGAGGGCUAGAGGAAGGGGGUGAUGUGGUGGGUGGAGGGUUAGAUGAAGGUGGUGAGAUUGUAGGUGGAGCGUGUGAUGGCGGUGGUGAAGUUUUGGGUGGAGAGGAUGAUGGAGACGGUGGUGGUGGUUGGUUGUAUGACGGAGGGCUAGAGGACGGUGGUGAGAUGGAUGGUGGAGGGCUAGAGGAAGGUGGUGAUGUGGUUGGUGGAGGGCUAGAUGAAGGUGGUGAGAUUGUAGGUGGAGCGUGUGAUGGUGGCGGUGAAGUUUUGGGUGGAGAGGAUGAUGGAGAUGGUGGUGGUGGUUGGUUGUAUGAUGGAGGGCUAGAGGACGGUGGUGAGAUGGAUGGUGGAGGGCUAGAGGAAGGUGGUGAUGUCGUGGGUGGAGGGUUAGAUGAUGGUGGUGAGAUUGUAGGUGGAGCGUGUGAUGGCGGGGGUGAAGUUUUGGGUGGAGAGGAUGAUGGAGACGAUGGUGGUGGUUGGUUGUAUGACGGAGGGCUAGAGGACGGUGGUGAGAUGGAUGGUGGAGGGCUAGAGGAAGGUGGUGAUGUGGUUGGUGGAGGGCUAGAUGAAGGUGGUGAGAUUGUAGGUGGAGCGUGUGAUGGUGGCGGUGAAGUUUUGGGUGGAGAGGAUGAUGGAGAUGGUGGUGGUGGUUGGUUGUAUGAUGGAGGGCUAGAGGACGGUGGUGAGAUGGAUGGUGGAGGGCUAGAGGAAGGUGGUGAUGUCGUGGGUGGAGGGCUAGAUGAUGGUGAUGAGAUUGUAGGUGGAGCGUGUGAUGGCGGUGGUGAAGUUUUGGGUGGAGAGGAUGAUGGAGACGGUGGUGGUGGUUGGUUGUAUGAUGGAGGGCUAGAGGACGGUGGUGAGAUGGAUGGUGGAGGGUUAGAGGAAGAUGGUGAUGUGGUGGGUGAAGGGCUAGAUGAUGGUGGUGAGAUUGUAGGUGGAGCGUGUGAUGGCGGCGGUGAAGUUUUGGAUGGAGAGGAUGAUAGAGAUGGUGGUGGUGGUUGGUUGUAUGACGGAGGGCUAGAGGACGGUGGUGAGAUGGAUAGUGGAGGGCUAGAGGAAGGUGGUGAUGUGGUGGGUCGAGGGCUAGAUGAAGGUGGUGAGAUUGUAGGUGGAGCGUGUGAUGGUGGCGGUGAAGUUUUGGGUGGAGAGGAUGAUGGGGACGGUGGUGGUGGUUGGUUGUAUGACGGAGGGCUAGAGGAUGGUGGUGAGAUGGAGGGUGGAGGGCUAGAGAAAGGUGGUGAUGUGGUGGGUGGAGGGCUAGAUGAAGGUGGUGAGAUUGUAGGUGGAGCGUGUGAUGGCGGCGGUGAUGUUUUGGGUGGAGAGGAUGAUGGAGAUGGUGGUGGUGGUUGGUUGUAUGAUGGAGGGCUAGAGGACGGUGGUGAGUUGGAUGGUGGAGGGCUAGAGGGAGAUGGUGAUGAAUCAUUAGACGGUGCCGGAGACGGCUCUCCGUCACCUUCACAAUCAUCCUUCUUCUCUGGCCCUUUGCCAUCGCCGUGUGGGUCCGGGCCUUUCCCGGGCUUAGGCUAG
This is a messenger RNA of Oryza brachyantha (malo sina), 4188 nucleotides long. RefSeq lists its product as uncharacterized. The transcript has 3 exons. The coding region runs from base 1 to 4188 and encodes 1395 amino acids. The record is from RefSeq and is a predicted model, not a curated record. Lineage: Eukaryota; Viridiplantae; Streptophyta; Magnoliopsida; Poales; Poaceae.